CACCGGCUCUGCAGGCUGCCUGCUGUACCAGGGAGCCUGGGUCUCCUAUCCUACUGCGGGGUAGCCCUGCUUGUACCGAGCAGCCCCGGGCCACCAGUGCCAGCUCUUCUGCCAGGCAGCACCAGUGAGCCCCUGCUCCCUUGGAGACCCCCCCGGACCUCUCUGACGCUGGCACGCAGGAGCACGCUGCAGCCUGCUUCACCCACCUCCCCAGCAUGCGGACACCGGCGGCGAUGAUCGUGGGGCUGGUGCUGUGCCCCUGCGGGCUUCUGCUGACGCUCACAGGCACACUGGCACCCAACUGGAGGCAGGUGAGCCUCAUACCUGACCAGCCCAUUGAUCUCAUCUUGGAGCAGGGCAUCUGGGACAUGUGCCGAGAGCGGCAGAGCAGCCAUGACCGCUACUGUGGGCAGGCUGAUGAGCUGGGCUACUUUGAGCAGGUGCCUGUGCGGGUUGCCCAAGGGAUGAUGCCCACCUCACUGGUGCUCACCCUCCUGGGCUUGGUGGUGGCUGCACUGGGGGUGCGCUGCUGGCAAAAGGAGCCACGGCACUUGCUGGCUGGCGUGGCGGGGAUCAUGCUGCUCCUCUCAGGGCUGCUGAGCCUUGUGCCUGCCUCCUGGUAUACCCAAGAGCUUUGGGCACUGCCCGCACCGGCUGGCAGUACGCUGGUUGUAGGCUACAGCCUGGUGCUGAGCUACCUGGGAAGUUGCCUGGAGAUCUUGGGAGGGCUGGCCCUCACCCUCAGUUUCCACCACUGCUGCAAGGAACGCAGAGCCCCCAGACUGCCCCCCAGCCCCGUGCUGGAGGCUGGGCCAUGCUCCACCAUAGAGGCUUACCGCAAUCCCUGGGAUGUGCUGGAGGACGAGCAAGACGGACAGCACUGGAAGAGCACCCUGCCUUGUGACUCUGACUUGUAGCCCAGCACAGGGACAGCAGUGGGCACCAGCCAGCCUGCCUGCCUGGCACCGAGAACAGCACUGGCUCCUGCCCCUCCAAGCCAUGUACUUCUCUUAGGGCACCACCUCAGAGCAGGCUGGAAACAAGACUAAGGACCUGGCUUGAAUCUCUGCAAGCUCCUCAAAAGCUUGCCAUGCUCCAGUUCCCACCACUGUGCCAAAGCCAUGCUGGGUUGAGGACCAGCCCUCCAGUCUCUCCACGCAGCUUUUAGCUCAUCCUCCUGCACCAUACAGCAACUUGGUCAAAGGCAGCUCUGGUGCUCCCAGGUGAGCAAGGUACAGGUUACCACUAUGUAGCCUUCAGGGCUGGGAAUAGGGGAGGGAAGCACCUCCCACAUAUCUCUGCUCAACUCAGGGCUGUGCAAAGAGCAAAAUAAACG
Athene cunicularia (burrowing owl) is the source of this 1336-nucleotide messenger RNA. It is a transcript of the gene CLDN23, whose product is annotated as claudin 23. Gene Ontology annotation, biological process: bicellular tight junction assembly; cell adhesion. The record is from RefSeq and is a predicted model, not a curated record. The coding region runs from base 216 to 917 and encodes 233 amino acids. The transcript has a single exon. Gene Ontology annotation, molecular function: structural molecule activity. Lineage: Eukaryota; Metazoa; Chordata; Aves; Strigiformes; Strigidae. Gene Ontology annotation, cellular component: bicellular tight junction; plasma membrane.